AUGACCACUUUCACCAAGCUGAAAGAGGGCGAGAGGCCAUUGCUUUCCGUAUAUUCAGACCGUAGGCUGAGCAAGAUCAACGACAACUACCUCGGCGGGUUUACCGAGCAUAUGGGUCGCUGCAUAUAUGGCGGCCUAUACGAUCCUGAGAACCCCAAUAAGGACCUUCUCGACGAGCACGGCUUUCGUAAGGAUGUCAUUGAGGCCAUGAAAGAGCUCAAGGUACCUGUCGUUCGCUAUCCUGGUGGCAACUUUGUUGCCACAUACCACUGGCUCGACGGCGUUGGGCCUCGCCAGCAACGACCAAAACGGCCCGAAUUGGCGUGGCUAGGCGUUGAAAGCAACGCCAUUGGCACCGAUGAGUUCAUGCAGUGGUGUGAAAUCGUUGGAACUGAGCCAUAUCUUGCGCUCAACUUUGGUACUGCUCUUGGAUGGCUCGAGUACUGUAAUGGCGCUCAAGACACCCACUAUGCCAAUCUGAGACGCAAGAACGGUCGAGACAAGCCAUACAAUGUCAAGUACUGGGCACUCGGCAAUGAGUGCUGGGGUGCAUGGCAAGUCGAGCAGAUGACCAAAGAGGACUACGCCAAGAAGGCAUAUCAAUGGGCGAAAGCUCUGAAGCUCCUAGAUCCGACAAUUCAACUGAUCUUGUGCGGCGAGAAUGGUGUGGCCGACUGGGACCAGUAUGUGCUCAAGCAUUGCCUGAAGUUCGAUCAACAUGCACUGGGUGGCAGCACGACAGCAAGUCUUAUUGACAUGCACUCGAUCCAUAUCUACACCGCCGAUAACGAGCCACUGAAAAAUGCUAUCGCCCCUCGAUCUGCCGAGAGAGCCAUCGAAGUAUGUGCGAGUUUGAUUGAUCUUGCACGAAUACAGAACAAUGUGCCGGCCAGUGUGCCUCGGACCACUAUCUGCUUCGACGAAUGGAAUGUCUGGGAUCCGAUGCGCGCACCUGGCGAGCAGGGCGCGGAGGAGCGAUACACGCUUUCCGACGCCCUCGCUGUGGCAAUUUGGCUGAACGUCUUCAUUCGACAAUCGAAGUACAUCGGCAUGGCCAAUAUUGCACAAAGCGUUAAUGUAAUCUCACCAUUGAUGACAACAGAAAAGGGACUCAUGAAGCAGACGACCUGGUGGCCACUUCUACUCUUCUCGAAGUACAUGCGAGGCUGGACAAUCGCCACUCACGUCAGUUCCGGAGCAUAUGAAGGCGUCACGGCACCGAGCUGGGCACAAGCUGCAGUCGAUGCUCCUUGGCUAGAUGUAUCUGCUGUGGUCAGCGAUGAUGGCUGGGUUAGCAUGGUGGUCGUGAACGUCAACCAGACAGAAAGCUUCGAGAUCGAUGUCGAUGGUGCACGGCCAGGGAAUGAUGGCGGCAAGAAGUAUGUGAUCACGGGAAGUAAGUGGGAUGUUGUGAAUACGGAGCAGAAUCAGGAGGUCAGCAUAGACGAGAGCGACUGGGAUGGCAGAGGCCAGGUGAAGUUCCUGCCUUUCAGCAUGACAAUGCUUCGGUGGAAACUCUGA
Recurvomyces mirabilis is the source of this 1521-nucleotide messenger RNA. RefSeq lists its product as uncharacterized. Bases 1 to 1521 code for a protein of 506 amino acids. Gene Ontology annotation, biological process: polysaccharide catabolic process; L-arabinose metabolic process. The record is from RefSeq and is a predicted model, not a curated record. NCBI's taxonomy places the organism in Eukaryota, Fungi, Ascomycota, Dothideomycetes, Mycosphaerellales, Teratosphaeriaceae. The transcript has 6 exons. Gene Ontology annotation, molecular function: alpha-L-arabinofuranosidase activity.